Messenger RNA from Arabis nemorensis, 1077 nucleotides. The record is from the annotation of a GenBank genome assembly. Lineage: Eukaryota; Viridiplantae; Streptophyta; Magnoliopsida; Brassicales; Brassicaceae.
AUGGCAACACAAGGGGUGGCUCAGCCAUCGGCGAAGAAACGGAGCUUCCUCCUCCGUGAUCUCUUCAGACUUUGCCGAUCAAUCUCAAGGGUUUUGCCUCGUGACAAGCCUAAUCAUAACCAUAAGGCUAAACACGAACAAAAACAGAUUGAUGAACGUCCUAAAUUCCACGUCCCCAAUGACCCUCCUGCCUUCAGUUUCGAGGAAGCUAAGGCGGUGCAAGGUGGUGGUAAUGUUGUUGGUCUUUGCAAGGUUCGUAGCUACAGAUUCGACAACAACAGUUACGUGGGGAGCAAGAAGGCAUCAUCUCUUUCAAGAAGUUGUAGCCAGAACACGGCCGCACCCACCACCACCACGUUGCGGAGUUUAUCCUUUGUAGGGAGGAGCAAAAGCAGCUGCAAUAGGACGGAUUCCUCCGCUGCUAGAGCAGAUAAAGCUAUGCCCUCACUCAUGAGAUCGACAAGCACAAUCCCUAGGAGCUUCGCAAGCCCUAUCUUGUACUCGAGCUCAUCCGCCAAAGUCGCUAAACCUCAUCCAACGGAAGAGAAACUUAGCUGCACGCUCGAGGAGCUAUACAACGGAUGCACCAAGAAGAUCAAGAUCAAGAGAGAUGUGACCACCAGCUCAGGGCAAAUGAGCGAGGAAGAAGAGACGGUGGAAAUAAAAGUGAAACCGGGAUGGAAAGGAGGAACCAAAGUAACAUUUGAAGGGAAAGGAAACGAAGCAAUGGGGAGUGUACCAGCCGAUUUGACAUUCGUGAUAGUGGAGAAAGAGCAUGAGGUGUUUACAAGAGAAGGCGAUGACCUAGUAAUGGCGGUGGAAGUCUCUCUCCUUGAAGCCUUGACGGGAUGCGAGCUCUCUGUUGCUUUACCUGAUGGUGACACCAUUUGUUUGAAGAUAGAAGAUGUUAUUCACCCUGGCUAUGUUACAGUGAUUCAAGGGAAAGGGAUGCCAAAUCCAAAGGAGAGAGGGAGGAGAAGAGGAGAUUUGAGAGUUCGGUUUCGGACUAAGUUUCCACAGCGACUUACGGAUGAUCAAAGGGAAGAGAUUCAGAGCAUCCUUCAGUAUUCUUCUUGA